UUUUUUAAUGGUUUGUUUGCUUAUCAAUAUUGGAUUUUGGGGAUAAAAGUUAUGUUGUUAGAUUCAAAAACUACUUACAACUCUUGUUUUCUUUUGUUGUUUCCUAAGCUACUUCCUCAUUUGAAUGUGUUUUGUUUCUUAUGAAACAGACAAGGUCAUAUAUUUUUGCUUAGUGAUUGAUUCUGGUUCCAGCAUUUUUCUACUAGGUCUGAAGAUCAAGUUGAAAGUUGACUUGUGAUUGCUUGAUUGUAUUUAUGUCUCUAUGUCUUGUUUACAUGUUUCAGGAGGAUACAUGCCAAGAUCAGUGUCUGGGAACCUCACUUCAUAUCUUACAAAUACUUUAGCGUAAAUGUGUUGUUAUGUUCAUUGAUCCUAAUUUUAUGUGGUGAUUGAACAUACAGUGAAAUUCAGACCAAGCUCAAGAUCUUACGUCGAAUUCUCUUUAGGUUCUUUUGAUUCAUGAUCUGUUCGUUUUGUCUGUAGACUAGGCUUCACCCUUUGACUUUGAGACUUUGAGCCAGGGAGCUAAGAAAUCGUUUUUUUUCUCUUCCUUUUUUAGGUUGUAGAUUAGAAAAAGAGGAACAUGCUUAGAGUGCAAUACAAAUAAAGUAUACAAGAUCGAGUAAACAAAUUGAUUUUGGAAAGGAAAUAUUUCAUGGUUUAGAUGAUUAAAAGUAGCUAGGUUGUCUGUUUUAAUGAAUUUGUUGUCCUUUCAGGAAUGCAGACACAAGAGCACACCACCAUGUUUCUUUCAUUUCCUCAUUACAUUAGUUCACUUAAAUUCUCUCUAACGUUUUAAAAAUUUAUACUGAAUCUUAGCAGCUAUGUAGACCAUUCGAAAAAACAUUUUCUUUCAAUCGAGUAAUCGAACACCGACAAGUUUGGCUAUGCCUUUGUAUGAUUCGUCAACAUCGAGAUUGAUGGUUUAAUAUUGAUUUAAGUUAUUUUAGUGGCAAAUCAGAUAUAAACCUUCCAGACAGAUUGUAUCUGCAUGCAGUUUCACGUAUUUGGUGGCAUAGUUUCUGGAUAGCUUGAUGUAUCUUCAUAUUGUAUAAUCUAUGUGUAUUACUAAAAAUAUGAGACCUUAAUGGAGUAUGGAGGCUUGCUACGAACGUGCAACUGCAACCUUAAUUUACGCAAAACAUUACAGAUGCAACCCCCAAAAAACAAUAAUAUCCAAUCAGUACUGUAUCCAAUAAUGAGUAGUCAUGUGUCUUUGUACGUCCAUCAGUCCAUGCAUUACGUGAUGGACUUAAUAUUACAAAUGGCAUUCUGAUUUUGCAUAAUAAAAGCUGUGUUCACAUGUUCCCUGCGUAGUCGUAUUAAUUUUAAGCCAACCAACUUUGUGGAAUUCAUGUAGUAUACUGUUUUCGUUUUGUCUCGUACCGAAAUUUCUUUAAAACAACUGAAAAUAUAUGAAUUAACUAAGGUUCUGUGUAAUAUAGAAUGUUCUAUAACUAUUCAUAUGAUUUACAAACACAAAGAAGAUAUGUUUCACCACAAUGUUAUCGUCCUUUAAUUUUAGCAUUUCCUAAUAAUCAAUGGAUUAAUUCUGAUUAAAUUUAUUGUACAGUUGUACGUGAUACUAGUUUGAAUCUUAAACCCACUUAAACCGGCUUACUUUCUUGAGGCUUGGUUUCGUUCACGCAACGAGACAAACUUUUUUCCGGGUUCUAUUGCAUAAUAAAAACCUCGGAUUUUGUAACACUUGGCAGAUAACUUACUAAUGGAUUUCGGAAAAGGAUAGUGUGAAAAACAAUGAUAGCCAUGACAUAUUUUUAUAUAAAAAGCAACAUAAAGUUUUAACAAUAAUCAUAAGAAUCGGCUAAAAUGUCAAAAUGGUAUCGACUGUUUUUAAACUCAACAAGGUAAGCAUAAAGGAAAGACUCAAGAUAUGAUACCAAAACCUCCAAAUAAAAAAAGAAACACAAAAGAUAACUAACUGUAUCCAUUAAGUCACAACAUAUAUAACCUAUAGUAGCUAAUUCACAUUGAGAGCUAACAAGUGAAAAUCUCAUUCAUUUGAUUUUAACUUUGUGGUAGUUUCAUAGUAUUAAAUAUCGACACAGGUGGAGAGUUAGUUCGGUAACAUUUACUUCUCUGCUCCCACAUUCCCAACGUCCCCUUCUUUAUAAAUACGUCCUCAAUAUAUACAUACAAGACCGGUCCAUGACCCUCACGUGACUCUCACGGGUCUUCUUCCUUUCUUAGUUUCUUCUUCCACCGCCAUCAAUACAAAAUUACAAACAGUUCUCUCUCACAAAAGAGAAUGGACUCUCACAUCAACCCUAGCCAUGGCGGAAACUCUUCUUCUCUCGACAGUCUCAAACCAAGCGUACUAGCCACCAUCAUCAUCCUUCUCAUCACUCUCCUCGUCUCCGUCUCCAUUUGCGUCCUCCUCCGCUGCCUCAACCGCUGUAACCACCACCACUCGCCUCUCUCUCCGUCUCCCUCCGAUUCCCUCCGAUUCUCCACUCACCGAGUCUCUCCCGAAACAGAACGAUCCUCCUCUGUGCUCGACUCGCUCCCGAUUUUCAAAUUCUCCUCCGUCACUCGCCGAUCUUCCACCUCCUCUAACUCCAGCGACUGCGCGGUUUGUUUAUCGAAGUUCGAACCGGAGGAUCAGCUUCGUCUUCUGCCUCUCUGUUGCCACGCGUUUCACGCGGAUUGUAUCGAUACCUGGCUCGUGUCUAAUCAAACGUGUCCGCUUUGUCGCUCUCCUCUGUUCGCUUCCGAUUCCGAUCUCACGAAGGCUCUCGGCGGCGGAGAAGGAGAUAACAGUUUCCGUCUCGAAAUCGGAUCAAUCAGCCGCCGCAACGACGGUCCGAUUCCGGAAUCCGACGAUCAGCACCGGUCUUACGCAAUGGGAUCGUUCGAGUACAUAGUCGACGACGUCGAAUCCGAAAUCUCUGAGUCCAAUUUCAAUCAAACGCGAAAACAGGAAGACGCGCCUGUGGAGGUUACUGCGUCUAGUUAUAAUCCUGCGUUUGAAGCGAGUUUGGCGGGAGAGAUAGGUAACGAAGGUUCUAGAAGCUGGCUUAAGGAUUACGUGGACAGACUCUCGCUUGGUGUUUCGUUUAGAAGCUCUGAUAGGUUUUUUACUGGGAGCAGUCGUCGGAGCGAGGAAAUGACGGUGGUGGAUUUGGAGGCGAAUCAUGCCGGAGAAGAGAUAAGUGAGCUUUUCCGGUGGUUCUCAGGUGUCUGAUGUGAGUGUGACUCCGAAUGACAAUGACUAUCAAAUUUUAUUCAUUUGCUUGGUUCGAAAGAAAAGAGACAGAGCCCUUUUGCUUUUGGUUUGUACAUGUAUUAAACAGUACUCAAGACUUUCUAAUUUGGUAUACUUGUUUUUAAAUACUACUACUGUAUAUAGGCAAGUAGCCCAAACCCAAUAUCCUAAAUUUGGGCCAACAUUUGGGGAACCCAGUUUCUGAUACAA
This is a messenger RNA of Brassica rapa (field mustard), 3436 nucleotides long. RefSeq names its product E3 ubiquitin-protein ligase ATL4-like. Gene Ontology annotation, biological process: protein ubiquitination. Lineage: Eukaryota; Viridiplantae; Streptophyta; Magnoliopsida; Brassicales; Brassicaceae. The record is from RefSeq and is a predicted model, not a curated record.